ACCACACACACACACACACACACACAAGCAGCUGGAGUGAAAAUGGCCGGCCAGGAGGAUCCAGUGCAGCGUGAAAUCCACCAGGAUUGGGCGAAUCGCGAGUAUAUCGAAGUGAUUACGAGCAGCAUCAAGAAAAUCGCCGACUUCCUCAACUCUUUCGAUAUGUCCUGCAGGUCCCGUUUAGCCACGCUGAACGAGAAGCUCACUGCCCUGGAGAGAAGGAUUGAGUACAUCGAGGCCAGAGUUACAAAAGGGGAAACGCUGACCUAACCUCCCUGAUGCUGAGGACGAGACAAAAUGGCCACACGUCUUUCUUUCUUUUCCUUUUUUCCCCCCCUAAAUGUACUUAUUCACCUUAAAUAACCAAGCGACUGUUUUUUCGAGGAGCAUUUUUAAAGCCCCAGUUAGGAACUGCUGACAAUGCUGCGCCGCUUUGGGACUCAAAAAGGGAAGUCGAGGUAUUGUACGGUUAAAAAAACAACGGUUCCGGUCUGGCUCUAGCAGUUCCUCACUGCGGCUUUAACGCGUGGGACCAUCCUUCACGUGUGACCAUUUCAAUUUCCCACAAUUUCUGCCUCAGUAUUGAACAUCUGGGUUUUUUAAUUAUUAUUAUGUCGAAAUCUUCAUUUGACUUGUUAUUACUGUCUCUGUGGUGACUGCACUCCAUCGUAAUCCUGAGUAAAAUUGAGCAAGUGGGUGAUUCAGACACUAAACAUAGAUAUCAGAUAAAACGAGCGAGUUCGACAUCAAAAUGGUUAGUUUUUUUCUAAAAAAUGUUCUAAAACAAAAAAUGGAGUUUGUUUACUCUGCACCGUACGUCAGUGACCGGUUUCUGUACAUAUUUUGUAAGUGUUGGAAGGCAACAGCCUGCGUUGGCAGAAACACCCCUGUGCCCUGUGACGGUUUCUCACGCAAUAGCACACAUCUUCACACGGCGAGGGCGAGCGUGCGGGCCGAGAGGCGGGACGAGUUACUCAAGUGCCAAUUAUCGAUGGUGCGGACGUGCCGGCGGCCUCUCCACUGCUGACUUUGUGUUUUAAUGCUCAUUCUUUGAUGUAUCGUGGUUUAAAGAGUAAUAAUAAACAUGUUACAUAACUGUA
Molecule: messenger RNA, 1100 nt
Organism: Hemibagrus wyckioides
Lineage: Eukaryota; Metazoa; Chordata; Actinopteri; Siluriformes; Bagridae
Gene: brk1
Product: BRICK1 subunit of SCAR/WAVE actin nucleating complex
Exons: 3
Coding region: 43-270 (75 amino acids)
Biological process (GO): cell motility; actin filament organization; regulation of actin polymerization or depolymerization
Cellular component (GO): SCAR complex
Molecular function (GO): protein-containing complex binding
Source: RefSeq, a predicted model, not a curated record